Priapulus caudatus is the source of this 570-nucleotide messenger RNA. Its product is annotated as complex I intermediate-associated protein 30, mitochondrial-like. NCBI's taxonomy places the organism in Eukaryota, Metazoa, Priapulida, Priapulimorpha, Priapulimorphida, Priapulidae. Gene Ontology annotation, biological process: mitochondrial respiratory chain complex I assembly; mitochondrial electron transport, NADH to ubiquinone. The record is from RefSeq and is a predicted model, not a curated record. Gene Ontology annotation, cellular component: mitochondrion.
UCCACUUUAGGCACCUUAGAAGUUAGAUGGCACCUAAAUACAAUCAUCUAAGCUGAAAUGAUGCGUGGAUUACAUUAUACCAUUCUCUUCCGACAACCUCGAUUGCGUAACUGCAACGUGAUCUCACCGCUGAUGCUGCCUAUCCGCUCUGCGUCUGGAUCUCAGAAAAGCAUCACUGUGUGGGAACCUAGUAGGAAGAGCAGUAAGCGAUAUGAGGUCAGUGGGGGCAAACCUAUGACAAAACUAGAACAUAUGAAGCAUGGAUUUCAAGUUUUAAAAGAUGAAAUCGUUUCAUGGAAAGAAGAGCAGAUGGAGCGACUUAGAUGUGACCCAUUGGCUAGUUUCCAACAUGGUGAUUAUGAGACGAUAUGGAAGUUCAAUUCACUAGAUCCAAUAAACAAGUGGAUUGUUUCAACUGAUAAAGAUCACAACAUUGGUAAGACAGAAGCCAAACUUGAACUAAGUCCAGGAAGAAAGGCCCUUUUCCAUGGGCUCUUGAACACGGAGCCACCGAAGGAUGGGUACCAUGCAAAAUCAGGAUUUGCCAACAUUAUGUCGCGUAGAGCAAGU